Penicillium macrosclerotiorum is the source of this 1299-nucleotide messenger RNA. RefSeq names its product thiolase family protein. Bases 1 to 1299 code for a protein of 432 amino acids. The transcript has 3 exons. The record is from RefSeq and is a predicted model, not a curated record. Gene Ontology annotation, biological process: fatty acid beta-oxidation. NCBI's taxonomy places the organism in Eukaryota, Fungi, Ascomycota, Eurotiomycetes, Eurotiales, Aspergillaceae. Gene Ontology annotation, molecular function: acetyl-CoA C-acetyltransferase activity.
AUGAUGACCGCAACUAGGCUAUCUGCCCACCUCUCUAAGCGGGCCGCCAUCCCCGCAUUCCGCAGCCAGAGAUCCUUCAGCUCCGCACGCCCGACCCUGAAGGAGGUGCAGGAAGCCUACAUCCUCAGCGCAGCUCGCACCCCCACCGCAAAGUUCAAUGGCUCGUUCGCCUCCGUUUCGGUCCCAGAGCUCGGCGCCGUCGCCAUCAAGUCUGCCCUGAGCAAGUCCAAUGUGCCCUUGGACAAGAUCACAGAUGUAUAUAUGGGAAAUGUUCUACAGGGUUCGGUCGGUCAGGCCCCAGCCCGGCAGGCAUCUAUCUUUGCCGGCCUGCCUUCCACCGUCGAGUCGAUGACGGUCAACAAAGUGUGCGCGUCUGGUCUCAAGGCGGUGGCCCUGGCUGCUCAAAACAUCCAGCUGGGACUGUCUGAGGCUCAGAUUGCUGGCGGUAUGGAGAAUAUGACUCGAGUGCCAUAUUACAUGCCCCGUUCUAGCCAAUUGCCCCCUUUUGGCGAGAUCAAGCUGGAGGAUGGCCUAAUCAAGGAUGGACUCUGGGACGUAUACAACCAAUUCCACAUGGGCAUUUGUGCUGAGCAGACUGCGAAGAAAUACGAGGUUUCACGCAAGGAUCAGGAUGAAUAUGCUAUCCGCUCCUACGAACGAGCCCAGCAGGCCUGGAAGGAGAACAGAUUUGCCGAGGAGAUCGCCCCAGUCACAGUCAAGAGCAAGAAGGGUGAAGCUAUCAUUGAACGAGAUGAGGGCUACGAGAACCUGCGCAUCGACAAGCUGACCACUCUGAAGCCUGCUUUCCUCCGGGAUGGAACGGGUACCGUCACCGCUGGCAAUGCUUCCACCAUGAAUGAUGGUGCUUCGGCCUUGGUCUUGACCAACAAGGAGCUGGCUCGGGAGUUUGGCCGCGGGGGCCGUGCUCUGGCUCGUAUUGUGUCCUCCGCCGAUGCUGCCAUCGACCCUGUAGAUUUCCCUGUCGCUCCCGCAAAGGCCGUUCCCAUCGCGUUGGAGCGCGCCGGCAUCACCAAGGAACAGGUGGCGGUAUGGGAGUUUAAUGAGGCUUUUGCCGCAGUUAUCAAAGCCAAUGAGAAGAUACUGGGUCUUCAAGAUGCCAAAGUCAAUAUGCUGGGCGGUGCCAUCUCCCUUGGUCAUGCUCUCGGCAGCUCUGGCUCCCGGAUCCUCGUUACCCUGCUUCACCAGCUGCAGCCUGGCGAGUACGGCGUGGCAGCCAUCUGCAAUGGAGGUGGAGCAGCCACCGCCAUGGUUGUGCAGAAACUGGAUCGGGUAGAUUAA